Molecule: messenger RNA, 1341 nt
Organism: Salvelinus namaycush (lake trout)
Lineage: Eukaryota; Metazoa; Chordata; Actinopteri; Salmoniformes; Salmonidae
Product: 5-hydroxytryptamine receptor 7-like
Exons: 2
Coding region: 1-1341 (446 amino acids)
Biological process (GO): vasoconstriction; smooth muscle contraction; circadian rhythm
Cellular component (GO): membrane
Molecular function (GO): G protein-coupled serotonin receptor activity
Source: RefSeq, a predicted model, not a curated record
AUGUUCGUGGAUGCAGAUGGAACUUUCAACAACAGCAACAUGAAAUCUUAUGUGAUGGAGAAAGUGAAAGAGCCCGGUGCAACAAAUAUGAUUUCGGAGGCUCUCGUUGCACACUUGCUGAAGAUUGCGCAAGAGGCGGCGGAGGCAGUAUCCGCCACUUCGCAGUCUCCAACUCUGCUGAUGGAGAAUAGCACUCGGUGUGGGGAGCAAAUUCUGAACUACGACAAGGUGGAGAAGGUAUUUAUUGGAGGGAUCCUCACCAUGCUCACGCUGUUUACUAUCUGCGGGAAUUUGCUGGUGGUGAUUUCGGUGUGCUUCGUGAAAAAGUUGCGGCAGCCGUCCAACUAUCUGAUCGUGUCUCUGGCGGUUGCCGACCUUUCAAUCGCGCUGGCAGUUAUGCCGUUUGUCAGUAUAACGGACCUUAUUGGGGGGCAAUGGGUUUUUGGCCAAGUCUUCUGCAAUGUUUUUAUUGCCAUGGACGUGAUGUGCUGCACCGCAUCCAUAAUGACGUUGUGCGUAAUUAGCAUAGACAGGUACCUGGGCAUAACCAAGCCUCUGACUUACCCUGUGAGACAGAAUGGCACUUGCAUGGCCAAGAUGGUGGUGUGCGUGUGGCUCCUGUCCGCCUCCAUCACCUUGCCCCCCCUCUUCGGCUGGGCCCAGAACGUAAACGACAACAAGGUGUGUCUGAUCAGCCAGGACUUUGGUUACACCAUCUACUCCACCUCAGUGGCGUUCUACAUCCCCGUAUCCGUCAUGCUCAUUAUGUACUACCGUAUCUACCACGCCGCCAAGCUCAGCGCCGCCAAACACACCAUCACGGGCUUCCCGCGGGUCGGGGAGGAGGAGGCGCGGGGGGAAGAGGAGGAAGCCAUGCAGGAACAGGAGGAGGAAGAGGAGAGCGUGGACUGUGUGUCGGCCGCCCUGAGGCUCCACAGGGAGGUGGAGGAGUGCACGCGAUUCUCGCGCCUCAUGAGGAGCAACCGGAGGAACAUGUCCAUCUUCAAGCGGGAGCAGAAGGCAGCAGCCACCCUGGGGAUCGUGGUAGGGGCCUUCAGUGUCUGCUGGAUGCCUUUCUUCUUACUGUCCACGGCCAGACCCUUCAUCUGCAGGGCGGACUGCCCUAGCUGUGUGCCCUUGUGGGUGGAGAGGACCCUGUUGUGGCUGGGCUACGCCAACUCCCUCCUCAACCCUUUCAUCUACGCCUUCUUCAACAGGGACCUGAGGACCACCUACAGCAACCUGCUGCGCUGCCGUUACCGCAAUAUCAACCGCAAGUUGUCUGCCGUCGGGAUGCAACAAGUCCUCAAACGGGUGGAUAAGACAGACUCUGUUAUCUAA